AUGUCACUUCUACGAGAAGCUGAGAGGUGCAUCGCUAAUCAAUAUGUGCAAAACCUCAAUUCUUUCAUAACACCUCUGCCUCGUACGGGCUCCUGGAAAGCAAGAGUCCAGGAGGCCGACCAGCGCGCAGACCAAGGUCCGUUGACUUGGAUUGACGGCCGCCUCAUAUCAGUGAAGGAUAACAUCUGCACUCGCGACCUCCCAACGACCUGUGGGUCAGGUAUACUGGACAAGUUCAAUAGUCCGUUCAAUGCCACCGUGGUGGAACAAUUGGAGGCUGCAGGGGCCAUAAUUGCGGGGAAAACAAACCUUGAUGAAUUCGGAAUGGGAUCGCACUCGGUUUACUCACGAUUUGGCCCUGUCAAAAAUGUGCGCAAUGGAGCCGAGGGGGAUCUCUCCGCGGGCGGGAGUUCCGGAGGCAGUGCAGUCGCGGUAGCAGCAGACCAAUGCUAUGCGGCACUGGGAACUGAUACUGGUGGAUCAGUCAGGCUUCCUGCUGCAUAUACUGGAACAGUCGGCUUCAAGCCCUCCUAUGGGCUGAUCUCCCGCUGGGGCGUUGUCGCCUAUGCCAACUCGCUGGAUACAGUCGGGAUCUUAGGGCUGAAGACAUCCACUGUCCGGGAUGUAUUCACACUUCUCAAUCACUAUGAUCCACAUGACCCGACCAGCAUAUCUCGAUCGUCACGAGCGCGUCUAUCACAGGUUACAUCUCCAUCUCCAUUACAGUGUAGACCACUUCGGAUUGGUGUGCCAUUAGAGUACAAUAUAUCUGAGCUCGAACCGUCCGUUCGAAAAGCCUGGCUCUUGUCUCUAGCUCAUUUGCAGAAACAAGGGCACGCUAUCCACCCAGUCUCUUUACCAGCCACCAAGCAUGCUCUAUCUGCGUACUAUGUCCUUGCACCAGCGGAGGCCUCUUCAAAUCUGGCUAAAUAUGAUGGUGUGCGUUACGGAACACGUGGAGACCAUGCAGACAGCGAUAAAUCUCUGGACGCUCCACUUUACUCACAAACUCGCGGAAGUGGGUUUGGGGCAGAAGUGAAGCGCCGCAUUCUUCUGGGGACUUUUAGCUUGAGCGCCGACGCCAUGGACAAUUACUUCAUACAGGCACAGCGCGUUCGUCGCCUCGUCCAGCAAGAUUUCAACUCUGUGUUUGGAGCUGGACAUCCUUUAGCCCACGAGAACGAAAAAUCUUCUGAACGUCCCGCGUCUGGUGUGGAUGUGCUUGUCUGUCCGACUGCACCAUCUCCACCCCCUCUGCUGUCAGAUUUGACAGGCCUAUCAGCCAAUCGAUCUCCUUUAGACGCUUAUGUAAAUGAUGUAUUCACAGUCCCAGCCAGUCUAGCUGGCUUGCCUGCUAUUUCGGUCCCGGUGGCUGUGACCAACACCGGGGGUAAGAAAUCUGGCUUGGCUGGCAUCCAAGUGGUAGGCCAAUAUGGGUAUGAUGAGCUUGUGAUGCAAGUGGGAGAACUACUUGAGGGCCAGCGUUUCGCCGAUGACUCUUGA
Molecule: messenger RNA, 1503 nt
Organism: Penicillium chermesinum
Lineage: Eukaryota; Fungi; Ascomycota; Eurotiomycetes; Eurotiales; Aspergillaceae
Product: glutamyl-tRNA(Gln) amidotransferase subunit HER2
Exons: 3
Coding region: 1-1503 (500 amino acids)
Biological process (GO): glutaminyl-tRNAGln biosynthesis via transamidation; mitochondrial translation
Cellular component (GO): glutamyl-tRNA(Gln) amidotransferase complex; mitochondrion
Molecular function (GO): glutaminyl-tRNA synthase (glutamine-hydrolyzing) activity
Source: RefSeq, a predicted model, not a curated record